Molecule: messenger RNA, 394 nt
Organism: Staurois parvus
Lineage: Eukaryota; Metazoa; Chordata; Amphibia; Anura; Ranidae
Source: the annotation of a GenBank genome assembly
CUGCGGGCACCGAGUCGUCUGGCAAGACUGCGGGCACCGAGUCGUUCUGGCAAGACUGCGGGCACCGAGUCGACUGGCGGAACAGCGGGGGGCACCGAGUCGACUGGCGGAACAGCGGGCACCGAGUCGACUGGCGGAACAGCGGGCACCGAUUCGUCUGGCAUGACAGUGGGCACCGGGUCAUCAGGUAUCGGAUUGUCUGGCUCGACAGCGGGCAUCGGGUCACCAGGCAUCAGGUCAUUUGGCUUGCCAGCGGGCACCGCGUCAUCUGGCAAGGCAGUGGGGCACCGGGUCACCAGGUAUGACAGCGGGCUCUGAGUCAAUUGGCACGACAGCGGGCACUGGAUCAGGUACCGGAUCAUCUGGAUCAACAGCGGGCAUCGAGUCAACUGGC